Lampris incognitus (smalleye Pacific opah) is the source of this 1382-nucleotide messenger RNA. Its product is annotated as cornifelin homolog. The record is from RefSeq and is a predicted model, not a curated record. NCBI's taxonomy places the organism in Eukaryota, Metazoa, Chordata, Actinopteri, Lampriformes, Lampridae. The transcript has 4 exons. Bases 284 to 865 code for a protein of 193 amino acids.
CCCCACUCCGUUUACCAGUAAACGGGACCGGGUCGGGAGAAUCGAAACCUAAAAAGCCAGCAGAGGGGCUGCGGACCGCCGACGCCAGUCCGGCCAGGAGAGGCCAGCUUCACGUCGGCGUGUGUGUGUGUGUCGUUUCCUCGCCCGUGAAGAGUUGAGCCGGGACACUUUGUCGGUCAACAGACUCGCCGAGCAACAAGUUUAAGAGGAGAGGAAACACGCGCGGGGGGGGGCGCGGCGGGGGGGAGAGAGAGAGAAGGUGCGUGACGUCACGGCCUCCGCUAUGAUGGGACAAACCUGGAACGAAGAGCAGAGUUUAAUCGUUGCAGAGGAAAUGGCAGUCCAGCCUAGCUCGUCCGUGGUGAUGGUGCAGCCGACGGUGUAUAAAUUCCCCGGGGAAGUGAAGACCGGGAUGUGGUCCAGCGGUCUCUGCGACUGCUGUGACGACAUGGGCAUCUGUUGCUGUGGUCUCUGGUGCCCAUGCUGCUUGCCUUGCGAGGUUAGCUCAGACUUUGGGGAGUGCCUGUGUAUGCCUCUGGUCAACUAUUUGCCUCUGGGCUUAUCAGGCUUGAUUCCUGUCGCUACUCUGGCCUUCAGGAGCUCUAUGAGGGAGCGGUAUCACAUACAGGGCUCUAUGUGCGACGACUGCUGCACCGUGACUUUCUGCUCCACCUGCGCUUGGUGCCAGAUGUCCCGGGAAAUAAAGACGCGUCGGCGCCAGCUCUCCAACAUCGCCGCCACCAGCGUCAUAACAGAAGUCAACGUGAACCCGCCACCGUACGCGCCCCAGUUCGCUCCCGCCGCCCAGUACCCUCCCUCCGCCCAGUGUCCCCCGCCCGUUGGAAGUUACACUCCUCUGUUGUAGCUCGAGGCACAAGCGACGCCAGCGUGCCGUAUUGCCAAAUAGUGGUCAAGCAGUCACGCACAGGCUGCCGGCGGAAGUUUAACCGAGAAUGCUGUAGCGGUUGUGUGCACCUCUCGUGUAUUCCUGUGCACAACCUUUAAGUGCCUUAUUCAAAGUUCAAAUGCAGCUUUUAGUGCUCGUUACAAAUCAGUUACCACACGCCUACCCUGCCAGCUCGGCACGCCUAUCUACUCUGCGAGAGGGGCUGCUCCUCUCACGCUCUUCCAGAGAGUUCUUGCAUAUUUUUUUCCCGCCAUGUUUUUUUUCUAUGGAGUUUUUCCUCGAUCCGAGUUUUUCCCUCGGAUCGGGGGCGGGAGGUGUAUCGUUUAUUCUUUUUACCACUUUUUGGAGAAUGUUCGUUGAAUUUAAUGCCGUUGUUAAUCACUCCGUGCCUUAAGUGUAAUUUAGGGCCAUACCAAAAAAAAAACAAAAAAAAAUGUUGAUCAAAAGAAUUAAAUAAAGGAUAUUUCGUUCUUUA